Messenger RNA from Dunckerocampus dactyliophorus (ringed pipefish), 4278 nucleotides. RefSeq names its product protein phosphatase, Mg2+/Mn2+ dependent, 1Db (gene ppm1db). Gene Ontology annotation, cellular component: cytosol; nucleus. The record is from RefSeq and is a predicted model, not a curated record. Gene Ontology annotation, biological process: protein dephosphorylation. NCBI's taxonomy places the organism in Eukaryota, Metazoa, Chordata, Actinopteri, Syngnathiformes, Syngnathidae. Gene Ontology annotation, molecular function: cation binding; mitogen-activated protein kinase binding; protein serine/threonine phosphatase activity. The coding region runs from base 144 to 1505 and encodes 453 amino acids. The transcript has 7 exons.
CAAGAGGAUAAACAAAAAAGGAAGGAAGCCUUCGGCCAUACAAUCGCGGCAAAAUCGGUUCAAAAAUUUAGCUCCUGAGCUACAGUUAGCCACUACAUGCGCCCUUUUGUUGUCUAAACAGGCAGCAUUUGGUGUUCGCAGUCAUGGACGAUGCAAUAAUAUUUCGCAUGAGUGCGUUUUCCGAGCAAGGAGGGAGGAAAUACAUGGAGGAUGUUGUCGAGAUAAGAAUCGAGUAUGAGCCGACGUCGUCGCGGAGUGAAGACUACACUAAGUCGCAGAGAGGACAGGACAACGCGGAGAGCGAUUCCUCCAAACAGACUGAAAGCGCGCUACGUGGGGGUAUUGUGGCCGCCGAGCCUGGCCCUGUUUCGGCUAUGUGGGUCGAGAGCCUAGCGAGCGAGGACGCCGGUGACCACAGCGCGCCGCUAUCAGACGGAAAAGUCGAGGAGGAGCGCGUCGUCGACACUCGGCGUUCCGUGGCGUUUUUCGCCGUGUUUGACGGUCACGGCGGCCGGGAAGCUGCCCACUUCGCCAGGGAACAUUUGUGGGAUUUGCUAAAGAGACAGAGGGGCUUUUGGUCCAAGGAUCACGCUGAAGUCUGUGCUGCUCUUCGGAAAGGAUUCAUCGCCUGUCACCAUGCAAUGUGGAAACAACUACCGGAGUGGCCUAAAACCAUCACAGGCCUGCCCAGUACGUCAGGCACUACAGCGAGUGUGAUUGUGAUCCGUGGUGUGCACAUGUAUGUUGCUCACGUGGGAGAUUCAGCCGUGGUGGUCGGAGUGAAAGAAAAUGAAUCGGAUAUCACGCUUCAGGCGCUUGAAGUCACACAAGACCACAAACCCGAACUUCCGAAAGAGAAGGAAAGGAUCGAGCGACUGGGCGGCAGUGUGAUGAAGAAAUCUGGGGUGAACCGUGUGGUGUGGAAAAGACCUCGACUGACCCACAAUGGACCCGUGAGGCGGAGUACAGUUAUCGACCAGAUCCCCUUCCUGGCGGUGGCGCGAUCUCUUGGCGAUUUGUGGAGCUACGAUUUCUACAGUGGGGAGUUUGUGGUAUCGCCAGAGCCUGAUACCACCGUGAUGACACUCGACCCCAAACGACAUCGCUACAUCAUCCUUGGCAGUGACGGUCUAUGGAACAUGAUGCCUCCCAAGAAUGCGGUCAACAUGUGUUAUAACCAUGACAAAAUGGUGGGACCAAAGGGGAUGUCUUGUGCCUGCCGGUUGGGAUGCACGGCACUGCUUUUUUGGAAAGAGCGCAUGCUUCGCGCGGACAACACGACGGUCAUUGUCCUGGCACUGCAGGAGCGUGGGGGUCCCACCAUCCCCAUGCAUCGAGAUGAGAUUAUGGUGGACAUGGCUCAGGGAAUCGACCACAUUCCCUUCCCGGGAACCCAGUAUAACAUAUAUGAGGUUCCUAAGGUGGAACGUGAGGAUGGCUUGUUUAAUGAAGAAGAUGAGAUAUAUGGAGAAGAACAUGAAGGAUGGACAUGCCUGGAGUGGUAGCCAGAGCAAAGCUGGGAAUGCCUCCUCUCCGCUUCCAUAAAGCUCUACCGCUCUGGAGCAGGCAUUCAGGCUGGAUGAGACACAGCUUUCUGGCCCACCAUGCAGUUCUUUCCCAAUGUUGACUCUACAGGGGCCAACAGACCCCCCCCACUCCUUAUACGGACCACUGAAUGUGUUCCAAAAGCACGACUCAACAAUCCAAGUGGACCUGACUGCUGUGGCGUGGUCUCCUCUGGUAAAAAGGUGAUGCCGCAGAGACGACCAAGGUGGAUGGUUCCCCCGACAGAUGUGUCACCUUGAGACGUCUCCUCAGAGGACAACAGGCUUUGUUGUGCGUGUGCUGCGUGGGGGUGCACUCUUCCUACAUGUACGGACUUUAUUUCUAGCUGUUUUUGUAAAUAUGUGGCGAACUUUGAGAUUUUAAAUGUGCUUUGCUUUUAUAUUUUUCUCAUAUUACUAGACUCCCUACCCCCGUCCUUAAAUUCUAGUGUAGAUUUGUUCAGCGUACGCAGUCUAUUUUCAUACUUCUACAUGAAUAUAAUGACAAUAGUAUAUCCAAAACUAUUUUGACAGGCAACUGUGUUACGAGUUCCUUUGGAAUUUUCUGUACGGCUUUAGAUUGAAUUUCUUAAUGAAAUGAACGCCUAUUUUACAUGCUUUGGAUUUUAUGAUCUGUAAAAUGACUGUUGUCCAUGAUAGCUUGUUAGAAAAGACGCCCAUGUUCCCAAUCUCAUGAGAAUCUUAUCCAAAAGUCUUACACCUUUCAAUCAGGCUGCAACUAACUAACAUUCUCUUAGUGGGUUCAUCUGAAGCUGCUUGUUUGAACUUAGAGUAAGCGGUUGGGCUCUAGACCAGGGGUGUCCAAACGUUUUCCAGCGAGGGCCGCAUCGUGACAAGAUGAAAGAAUGCAAGGGCCACUUUCAUCGUUUUAUUUCCUAGAUAUGCUACCUACAGUAUUUCUAUUUAUAUUGCAAGAGAAAACUGCAUCUCAGCUUUGUGUGAAGAAGCUUUUUAUUAGUAUCAAUUUGACUCUUUGCUUUUUUCCCCAUUUUUGCUGUUGGUUUUUUUCCCCCAAAAUAUUUCAACUUCCUUCCUAAAUAAUCUUCGUAAAUUUUCUUCAGUCCCAUAUUUUCCCUUUAUUCCGAGAACUUUUCCACAAAUUCCAACUUGAUUUUUUUAAAAGUUUUUUUCUUUAAUAUUGCGACUCUAUUCUACCAGAAUGAGGUAGUUUCUCGUCAUAUUAAGUUUAUUCUCAUAAAAUUGAGACUUUUUUUCUCCUUAGAAUAUGCCUUUUUUUGUAAUAUUCUGGCUCGGGCCUUAUAAAAUUCCAGCAUUUUUUUCCCCAUUUCUGCUGCUGUUUUCUUUUUUAUUUAAACUUUCUUCAUGUAAAUUUUCUCCUCCUAAUUCUGAUAUUAUUUCCAUAAUAUUUUGACUUUAUUCUCAUAACGUUAGAGCUUUUUCCACAACAUAAUUUCCCACAAAUUAUGUAUUUAUUUUUGUUUGUUUCUCAUAAUAGCAGGACUUAAAAUAACAUACUUUUUCUUUAACAUUUCAACUCUAUGCUACUACAAAGACAUUAUUUUUCCUCAUACUAUUACGGCGUUAUUCUCAUAAAAUUCUGACUUUUUUUCUCUUAAUAUUUGGACUCUUUGCUGCUGCCCCUGGGCCACACAUUGGGCACCCCUGCCGUAGACGAGCCAAAUCAAUAUGAAUGAAACACACGUUCAAAUUUGAAAGGCUGAAAUCAGAGCACUUUUACAUUUUAGAGAAAAAAACAUGCAUUAUACUGUAUAUACAAACUUGUGGAUUAAUUGGAUAAUGGAUUAAUUGUUGCAGCUCUAAUUUGAAUCAUUUGACUGCCGCAUCGUACUCCACAAGAAUGACCAUCCAGUGCCACAAAACACUUCAUCUUUUCAUUGUGAUUAAGGAUAUGGAGAUGCAUUAGGCUACACUCAUUCUGCAGAGUCUACAAGAUGAAUGUCAAAAUUCCUUACAAACCUAAACACAACAGCUACCGUGUCUUCUCCUAUACGUACCAGUCGUCGAGUAUUUCUUCCCAACAAAGGAGCAGACAUCAAAGAUUGCACAAUCACAAUUCAUGCUUAUCAAAGCACAACUGGAAUUCCUCGAAAAUUAUCAUGAAGACUUAUGUCUUCAUGAUAAGCUACUUCAACUAUCAACUGUAUGCUCGUUCUUUUCAAUGGCCUCCUUUCUGCUGUUCGUUUGUGUAAGACUUUUCAAAUAACAAGUGUUGGUACUCAGUUGGUAUGAGUGUCCGAUCCUUGUGUCCGUUAUGGCUUGUUGAUGUGGCAGCUGUAUUACUGUUGUUGAUUUGGUUGCCUUUCUGUUACAUGAAUUGUUGCCUUAGCACAAACACGUUGGUGCUUUUUCAUAGGAAGGACCCAAAUAUUUAAACAUGUCCCCAAUAUGUCCACCUCUAUUUAUCGUGCACCUUCACUUCUAGCCACACUGACCUCCUGUCCCAUGUGGUCUCCCUACUACAGUUGCAUUUUUGUUGAUUUUGUACAGUAUAUCAUAUGCAAUAGACGUUUGUACAGUACAUUAUUAUGCAAAGUACGUCUGGCAUGCUCAGAUCUACUCUGUGUUGUGAAGUGUCCAGAGCUAAUGGAUGUUAAUGGGCAUGUGCUGUAACACUUUGGUUUCCCCUCUCAGCCACUUCUCAGGACCAACUGUAUAAGAAACAUGCUUCGAAAGUGACUGGAUAUACACUGUCUGUGUUGUAAUAAACUUGCCGUUUUGCAAUUGGUGCUGU